Messenger RNA from Pogonomyrmex barbatus (red harvester ant), 1901 nucleotides. Its product is annotated as E3 ubiquitin-protein ligase TRIM23. The record is from RefSeq and is a predicted model, not a curated record. Gene Ontology annotation, molecular function: GTP binding; zinc ion binding; GTPase activity. Lineage: Eukaryota; Metazoa; Arthropoda; Insecta; Hymenoptera; Formicidae.
CUGCGUUAUGUCGGUACGAUAGAUUUCUUAACCGAAAAAGUGGUCAACUUUAACGCUUAAUAUCUCGGUUCGCAAGGCAGACCGCCGCGUUUUUCUGUCAGAUUCUCUUAUUUUGAGUGAAAUCGCGUUGAUUGAGCCUAAACUUAUCAAAAUCGGAGUCUCGUGAAUCGCGGAGUUGAAUCUUCGGACGAAACGUCAGUCCUCCACGAUGAGCGAGGACGCUGAUCGACUGAGCAAACACAUAAAGCACUCACUAAGAACGGUGCCGAAAUCAAAUGUGCUAGAAUGCCGCGUUUGUGAAGAGGUUUUCACAGUGGAUGGUGUGAAGGUGCCACGUUUAUUGCACUGUGGACAUACGGUGUGUCACUCAUGCCUCCUGCGGUUGAGAACUUGCAUGUCAGAACAGCAAUUUUUGCUCUGUCCCUUUGAUCGACAACCUACUGCUAUUCAUGAGAACAGCGUCUAUAGUUUGAAAAAAAACUUUGCGCUUAUUGAGCUGCUUGAAAGACUAGAGCAAUCCAACAGCCAGAAGACAUUGGUGUUGGAGCGCGAGAGACUCCAGUCGAAUCUGUUGUGUGAUGAGGAUGAGGCGCAUACUGCCGUUCUUUACUGCACUGUCUGUGCCACGCACCUAUGUGAGACUUGUGAUACUGCCACACAUUCAUCCAAGACAUUGGGCAAACAUAGGCGUGUGCCACUUUCGGAGAAACCACGUGAGAAACCUCGUUGUCCGAUACAUACGACACAUAUAGCUGAAUUCACAUGUACUCAAGAAGGCUGUCAUAAUUCCUUGAUGUGUUACUUGUGUAAAGAAUAUGGAAAACACAGUACACACAAGCCAGCAUUGGUGGAGGAAGAGGCCGAGAACAUCAGGAAAUCCAUUAUCGCAGCAUUGCAAAAGAUGACACAGUUUAUGGAAAGCAUGAGAGAUACCGCACAUAAAAUAGAAAUAGUAAUUGAAGAAUUAGAAGGUUGGGCGAUUGAAGAUGCGAGACGAAGGGUGCGAUAUCAUUUUGAAGAAUUACGCGCUGUCCUGGCUGAACAAGAAAAAACAGCGAUGGCAUACAUCGAAACGGAAACUCGCGGUAGACUUUGCGCACUAAGGCAGCAACAAAAAGAUCUCACGACCACGAGAUCGCAGGUAGCUGGUGUGUGCAUUCAAUGCGAAAGCAUACUCGAUUCUGAAGACUGGAAAUUGCUAAGUAGCUCGGAAAAAGUUAAAGAAGUGUUGGCGACAUUGGAGCAACAACAGCAGCAUUAUGCACAAUUGGGACCGGACUUUCUCAGUCCUGAAUCCUCCAUUCCUAUUAUAUUCAGCAGGGAUAACGAAUACAUAUUGGAACAAAGAUUUGAUAUGCGCGUAGUGAUCUUAGGAUUAGAUGGGGCAGGAAAAACGAGCAUUUUAUCUGCUAUGCGAAAUGUUACGUUGCCAAGCCCACCAAUUCCUACUAUCGGCUUCAAUGUUGAAAGUUUAGAAUACAUGAAUCUCGUAUUUACUCUCUGGGAUGUCAGUGGUCAUCAAAAGUUUAGGCCAUUAUGGAAACACUAUUAUCAUAACACGCAAGCUAUUAUCUUUGUAGUUGAUGCCAGUGACAGAUCUCGCUUCGAAGAAGCACGGAAAGAAUUAUCGAAGAUACUUUACGAACGAGAACUGAAGGAUGCUUUACUUUUAAUUUAUGCUAAUAAACAAGAUGUUCCUGAUUGUGCGAGUGUGGAAGAGCUGGUCGAUAUAUUCGGUUUGCAUAAACUUUGUUGUGCGAGAAUAUGGCACAUUCAGGGCUCAUCAUUAGUUACCAAUGCAAGCGGUACGUUGCAGGGUCUUGACUGGCUAUCGACACAGUGUGUUUAGUUCUCUUCCUUUCAUAAAAUUGUUUAAGAAUAAAGGAUUGAAAGAUAUCUAU